Scatophagus argus is the source of this 1723-nucleotide messenger RNA. It is a transcript of the gene lmx1a, whose product is annotated as LIM homeobox transcription factor 1, alpha. The transcript is spliced from 8 exons. Bases 252 to 1319 code for a protein of 355 amino acids. Lineage: Eukaryota; Metazoa; Chordata; Actinopteri; Scatophagidae. The record is from RefSeq and is a predicted model, not a curated record. Gene Ontology annotation, biological process: neuron differentiation; regulation of transcription by RNA polymerase II. Gene Ontology annotation, cellular component: nucleus. Gene Ontology annotation, molecular function: DNA-binding transcription factor activity, RNA polymerase II-specific; RNA polymerase II transcription regulatory region sequence-specific DNA binding.
CUCUCUCUCUCUCCCUCUCUCUCUCUCUCUCUCUCAUUCCCGUUCACUCCUAAUAGGAUAAUUGAUAGAUAGCCUAAAUAGUCAAUAACAGUGGACUCGUCGGAGGUUGUCGGAAGCUCCGAGGAGAAACUUUUCCGCUCCGAUCAGCAAGUUGCAGCAGCACUUGGAGCGCCGGAGAUGCUCUGAGAAGAACCGGGAGUUGAUAAGCAAAAAUACUUUUCUACCGCCGGCAAGCUCGCGUUUCUACAGAUAUGGAUCAGAGGGCAGUGUGUACCGGAUGCCACCGGCUGAUCAGAGACAGAUUCCUGCUCAGAGUCACUGACGGCCUCUGGCACGAGGAGUGUGUGCGGUGCGCGGCGUGCGGGGACGCGCUCCAGAACUCCUGCUUUCUGCGGGACCGCAAACUUUACUGCAAGCGGGACUAUGCUGAUCUGUUUGCAGUGCGUUGUGGGCGCUGUGCGGAGGCCAUCUCUCCCACUGAGCUGGUGAUGCGCGCGGGAGCUGCUGUGUUCCACCUGCGCUGCUUCACCUGCAGCGUUUGUUCCUGCCGCCUGCAGACUGGAGACCACUGUGUCCUCAGGGAGGGACAGUUACUGUGUGCCAGAGAGGACUACCACCAGUGUGUGGGCAGCCCGACCUCCUCUGACACAGGUAAAAGUGAUGAUGAUGAAGAAGAGGAGGAGGAGGAGGAGGAAUCUGGGAGGGUUACAGGCAGACGAGUUCGAUCAGAAGACCUGGACAGUAAACGCCCCAAAAGGCCGCGAACUAUUCUGACCACUCAACAAAGACGGACGUUUAAAGCCUCGUUUGAGGUCUCAUCUAAGCCUUGCCGGAAGGUAAGGGAGACCUUGGCAGCAGAGACUGGUCUGAGUGUCCGGGUUGUCCAGGUCUGGUUCCAGAACCAAAGAGCCAAAAUGAAGAAACUGGCCAGGAGACAUCAGCAGCAGCAGGAGCAACAGCAGCAGACUCAGGAACAGACUGAGCACCCAUCACAUCACACAGCGCCCUCCUGUGGCAGUUUGACCUCUGAGAUAGAGCGCCUGGGGUCCUCCUACACCCGCACGCAGCAGCAGCAGAUGGGACUCACCACGCUGGAGCAGCAGGACUAUGACAUGGACCCCUUCAGACAGGGCCUGACCCCACCUCAGAUGCCAGGGGAUCACAUGCACCCCUAUGGUUUCAAGGCUCUGUACGGAGACAUGGACAGAGACCCUCUCUGUCAUGUGGUUGAUGGCGACUGCCUCUCCCUGGGUGACUCCUCCCUGCUCACCCCUAUUGACCGACUCUACUCAAUGCAGGACUCUUACUUCACCUCCUGAAGCUGGAGGUUGGACUCACUGAGAAGCUGUGCAUCUCCCUCACUCUGCAUCGCUCUCAUCAUUUAUCUCACUGUACUGUGCACAAGGUGGUCGAAGAAGUGGUUGUAAAAUCACCACCAGUGUGACACAGGUACACUGUGAUACCAUGCAAUAUACCAUGUGCACCUCUGUACAAACACAAUUACACUACACUGCCUCUUAUGCUUUACAAUCCCAUCUAGGCUCCAGUGUAUGCACGAUAGUGUGGGACCUCUAUGUUUGAAUGUUAGAUUAUGAGGUUAUUUCUGCAUCUACAAAUGUAAAUGACUGUUUGCGUGUGUAUUUGUAUUUAUUCUCACAAUGUGUGUAUGCUGUUCAUCUUGAAUGCAUCAACAACGAUCAAUAAAUAAUGGUUACGAUACAGU